CGUCAGAGGCAGAUACGUACUGGGUGCAUUUUUCUAACCAUCACGUCGUGUUCAGUUUUACAAGAUAUAUCGACAUUGUCUUCUCCCGCAAACGUUCCGGGGCAGUGUCGACCCAGGUUGCGAGGACGGAGGAAUAAUAGCAGGACAAUGGCAGAAGUUGAGGCAGCCGUUGUUCUACUAGAUGACCUCAACACAAAAGACAAAAGGGCUUGCAUCGAGACCCUAAUCAGGAUCUUCAGGAAUGUUGUACAGAAUCCUGAGGAGCCCAAAUACAGAACUUUGAAGAUCACGAACAAGGUCUUCCAUGGAGAUGUCUGGAGACACGAAGUGGGCCGGUCCUUGAUGGAGGCUGCGGGAUGGGAGAUCAGAGGAGAAACCGUCCAACUUCCUCCCGGCGUAGAUCUAGCCUUACCCCUAGAAGUCCUCUUAGCCAACAGGGAAGUGAAACCUGACUCAAAGGAAUGGGUAUCCGAGACUAAGGUUGUGGUGCCCAAUGCUGCCAAAGUACACGAAGAGCAGCUUCGUCAGAAAGCUUUGGCAGAGAAGGAAAAGGAGAUGGCUGCUUUGAAGAAGGAUAUGGCAGAACGCAAGGCAAUUGCUGACAGGAUUUUAGCUGAGCAUCGCAAUGACAGGGAGCAAAAGAAAGUGACCAAGCCAUCGAAAGCGACCCCCUUAGGCAAGGGUGGAGUGGCCAAAAUGUCGGAAAUGUUGCCGAAGCAAGGUGGAGGAUGAGGUUAAAGCCGGUCAAGGUCGACCAGAGAGCUUAAUUUUACAGCAGUGGAUGUGGAACAGGGCUUUAAUCAUGUAUUUUUGAUGUUGCUUAUGAUGAUUAUGUGGUACAAAUGAUAUUUUUGUUUUGAUAUAUGAACUAUUUUUAUAUUAAGGCAGCAUCCACUCUCAAGUUGCUCAGAUGGUCACCUGACAAGUAUUUUUUUUCUAUUAGGAUUAAAAGAGAAAGUUUUGAUUUAUGUUUUAACACAGCGUGUACAAGAGCCAUGCUUGGAAAAAGAAAGUUGUAUGCUAAAGUCAUUUGCCUUAUCUUACAUCAUAGCAUAAUAAAUAAUGUAUUAAGUUCAAGGAUAUAUUUGCGAAAUAGGCAAUUUAUUGGAACAUUUGAGAGAAAAAGACACAUGGCUCACUGCUUGACUUGUACUCUGGGGUUCAUGAAGCAUAUAUCCACAAGACCAAUUGGUGCGGAUAUAAGUGGAUGUACACACUUCAGGAGUAGAAGCUGAGCUUUACGUGUGUGUGUGUGUGUGUGUGUACACACACACACACACACACACACACACACACACACACACACACACACACACACACACACACACACACACACACACACACACACACACACACACAUAUAUAUAUAUACAUACAUAAAUAUACAUAAAUAUACAUACAGGGGUACCUUGACUUAUGAAUGUUUUUUGAGAUACAAACUGUCUAUUGGACAGUUUCUUGCUUUGAUUUGAGAGCUAAAGUUUGGAUUACAAACCAGCUUCAGAUGCCUUGACAAUGUGUGCCAGUGUGAUCAGCAACUGUAAAAUUAACAUACUGUUUGUUUGUCACUCAGAAAACCCCAGAGAAUUUAAGCCACAUAAGAUUCUGAGAGAAAAACUGCAGGUUAUGUGGAGGGCAAACCCAAGGGCAUGGAUCACCGGACAGUUUUUUGUGGAGUGGGUGAAUUUUGCUUGUGGUCCUGACGUUAAGAAAUAUCUACAGGAAAAUAACCUACUUUUGCAAGCCCUUCUUGUCCUAGACAAUCCAUCUGCUCACUUACAAAACCUCAAAGAUGACAUGCUCAAAGUGUUAAAAGUUUAUAAAGGUUCUCUACCUUCCACCCAACACCACCUCUGUCCUGCAGCCCAUGGACCACCAAAGCUGUUGCUUUGAUGUGAUGUAUAGCACAAACCUCACCCUUUGAGAGUUCUGGAAUAUAUAUUGUGAUAUGCCUCAGAAUUAUCAGUAUGGCCUGACAGGGUCUUACAAAGAGGACCUUAACCUCUGUGUGGAAGAAGCAUGCCUGAGGUUGUUUCUGAAGUACUAUGGAGGACUCGAACCUGAAGUGGCAGUGAUGCGCCUGAAGGAGCAUCAAGGAGCUCACUGGGGAGCACUCUGAGGAACUGACAACGAGGGAGCAAAAGAAGCUACGAAUACAGCAGCAUUGGAGGUUUUGCAGGAAAUAGGUGAUUUGUAGGAGGUUAUCUCUACAAGUGAGGUAAAGGAAAUGUUGGGAAAGUGGGAGAAACAUUCAGACUUUAUUAAAAAUAA
This is a messenger RNA of Penaeus monodon (black tiger shrimp), 2271 nucleotides long. RefSeq names its product plant UBX domain-containing protein 2-like. Gene Ontology annotation, cellular component: cytoplasm. The record is from RefSeq and is a predicted model, not a curated record. NCBI's taxonomy places the organism in Eukaryota, Metazoa, Arthropoda, Malacostraca, Decapoda, Penaeidae. The transcript has 6 exons. Bases 148 to 732 code for a protein of 194 amino acids.